Molecule: messenger RNA, 1720 nt
Organism: Durotheca rogersii
Lineage: Eukaryota; Fungi; Ascomycota; Sordariomycetes; Xylariales; Xylariaceae
Exons: 5
Coding region: 162-1487 (441 amino acids)
Cellular component (GO): plasma membrane
Source: RefSeq, a predicted model, not a curated record
AUAACUCGGGAUAUCGCGGUGCGGGUUUAUCGAUUCGAGUCCGGUGCUAAUUGUCUUGGGCCAUUAGCGAAUGAAAGGGGAAAAAAAACCCCCCAGCUCGUUAGCCGUGGCAGUCGUGUGAGAUCGGACUGGCGAGGUCGGACUAACAGCGCCUUAUCGUGAUGGAGGGGUCUCCAGAGGCGGUGCGCCCUAGUUGCGAGGCCGAUGGUGGUUCGGUGGUGUUUCGGGCGACUACGAGAGUCUUAGGCUUUCUUUGGAGCAACUGGCUUGUAUUCGGGUUUGGCCUCGCGUGUGCCCUUGGAUACCUUUUCCCUAAUGUCGCGGCUCGCGGCGGAGUUAUCCGCUCAGAGUAUUCGAUCUUGUACGCAGCUAUCGGGUUGAUCUUCCUGAUCAACGGAAUGCAGCUCAGCCCGGCGAAGCUCAAGGAACAUGCAACAAAUUGGCGCCUGCAUAUUGUCGUUCAGGGUAUAAGCCUUGUCAUCAUACCUAUCAUUCAGAUUAUCAUAGUCCGCAUUAUCAUCGCAGCUGGUGGUGUGAGUUCCGGAACGAUCGACGCCAGCAUCCUCGUCGGGAUGGUCGUGGUCAGCUGCAUACCAACUACCGUCGCCUCAAACGUAGUAAUGACGAGGAAUGCGGGCGGCGAUGAAGCGGCUGCCAUUAUCGAAGUGGUGAUUGGCAAUGUAGUUGGUUCUUUUCUCUCGCCAUGGUUGAUCUACGGCUUCCUUCCCACCGGUGGAGAGUUUGACGCCCUCAGGCCAGCUGAACCGACUGCCUUGGGGCCCAUGUAUAGGAAUGUCAUGCAGCAACUUGGCCUCAGCGUUCUGGUUCCGCUUGCCAUCGGCCAAGGUCUGCGAUGGACGUUCCCGAAACAAGUUACCUGGACUCUAAGGACAUUCUACCUCGCUCAGUUCUGCUCUCUCUUGCUGAUGCUGGUGGCCUGGUCUACGUUUUCAGGCGCGUUCCAGACAGGGGCCUUCACAGCUCUGCCCAAGUCCUCCGUGGUCUUCAACGUGUUUGUGAACAUCGGGGAGUACCUCUUGUUUACGGCCGUCUGCUACUGGAUCUCCUCACCGCCGGGCGUGGUGACUAGGCUGGUCAACAGCCAUGUAGCUGACUCGCGACUCGGCCUGCGUCUGCCAGGGGCAGCGAGGAGGGCUGUGACGAUGAGAAGGAUGCCAAGGGAGCUCGUGGUUGCCAUCUGCUUCUGCGGAGCCGCGAAAACCACAACCUUAGGGAUUCCGCUGACAGCAGCCAUGUGGUCGCAGCUCGACAACCUGACGAUUGCAAGCAUCCAGGUCCCAGUCCUCUUAUAUACGAUGGAGCAAGUGUUCGUAGCGCAGUUCUUCACUGUAUUCUUCAAAUGGUGGUUGCAACGAGCCAAGAAAGAUGCAGACAGCGAAUCCACAGCAGAGGAGCUUGAAGCUGAUGCCCAGGCCAAGGAGGAGAGUAAGGAGGAGAGCAGUAACAACAGAGGCAUCUUGAGUUGAAACAGAAUAUUUCCGUAUGCUAUGUGCACCACCAGAGCAUCCCCUAUUUGCGUUGGACGCUGUAGGUAUCGAGAAAAGACAAUGGGCGCGAGGAAAUGGGGAGGGAAUAAGGAAGAGAUGCGACGCUCAUAGCAGAGAGAAGCCGUAAGGUAGAAAGAAGAUCAGGGAGAGCUAGAACAAACAGCAUCCGUCGAUAGAAUAUAUCCGUAGAGCGCGGCUACAUGCAUAUUUUC